Messenger RNA from Centrocercus urophasianus (Greater sage-grouse), 3146 nucleotides. RefSeq names its product sorting nexin 18 (gene SNX18). Gene Ontology annotation, biological process: plasma membrane tubulation; endosomal transport; endocytosis. Gene Ontology annotation, cellular component: plasma membrane; cytoplasmic vesicle. The coding region runs from base 9 to 1814 and encodes 601 amino acids. Gene Ontology annotation, molecular function: protein binding; phosphatidylinositol binding. The record is from RefSeq and is a predicted model, not a curated record. NCBI's taxonomy places the organism in Eukaryota, Metazoa, Chordata, Aves, Galliformes, Phasianidae. The transcript is spliced from 2 exons.
GCGGGGCCAUGGCGCUGCGUGCGCGGGCGCUCUACGACUUCAGGUCGGAGAACCCGGGGGAGAUCUCGCUGCGGGAGCACGAGGUGCUGAGCCUGUGCAGCGAGCAGGACAUCGAGGGCUGGCUGGAGGGCGUAAACAGCCGCGGCGACCGCGGCCUCUUCCCGGCCUCCUACGUGCAGGUGAUCCGCGCCCCCGCCGCCGAGCCGCCGCCGCCCGCCCGUUACGCCAACGUCCCCGCCGGCGGCUUCGAGCCGCUGCCGCCGCCCGCCGCCUUCAAGCCGGCCGCGCAGCAGCCCGAGCCCUUCCCGCUGCCGCCCGCCGCCGCCGGGUACCCCUUCCCGCCGGCGCCCUACGGCGGCUCCUACCAGCCCAGCCAGGGCAGCGAUGACGACUGGGACGACGACUGGGACGACAGCUCCACGGUGGCGGACGAGCCGGGCGCCCUGAGCAGUUCCUACCCCGACUACGAGGCGGCGGGCGGCGGCGCUGCGCCGGGCCGAUACCGGCUGUCCACGCGUUCCGAGCUAUCGCUGGGCUCCCGCGGCGGCGGCCACCCCGUGGGACACCCACACCCGUCCGGCGGCGGCGGGGCCAAGAGCUCGGCCACCGUGAGCCGCAACCUCAACCGCUUCUCCACCUUCGUCAAGUCGGGAGGGGAGGCCUUCGUGCUCGGAGAGGCGUCGGGCUUCGUGAAGGACGGGGACAAGCUGUGCGUGGUGCUUGGCCCCCGCGGCCCCGAGUGGCAGGAGAACCCCUACCCCUUCCAGUGCUCCAUUGAGGACCCCACCAAGCAGACCAAGUUCAAGGGCAUGAAGAGCUACAUUGCCUACAAGCUGGUGCCCAGCCACACCGGGCAGCAGGUGCACCGCCGUUACAAGCACUUUGACUGGCUCUAUGGGCGCCUGGCUGAGAAGUUCCCUGUCAUCUCCGUGCCCCACCUGCCUGAGAAGCAGGCUACCGGCCGCUUCGAGGAGGACUUCAUAUCCAAACGUCGCAAAGGCCUGGCCUGGUGGAUGGACCACAUGUGCAGCCACCCCGUGCUGGCGCAGUGUGAUGCCUUCCAGCAUUUCCUCACUUGUCCCAGCACGGAUGAGAAGGCCUGGAAGCAGGGCAAGCGCAAGGCCGAGAAAGACGAGAUGGUGGGUGCCAACUUCUUCCUGACCAUCAGUGUCCCCACUGGCCCUGGGGCUGUCCUGGACUUGCAGGAAGUGGAAAGCCAGGUGGAUGGCUUCAAAGCCUUCACAAAGAAGAUGGAUGAGAGCGCCCUGCAGCUUAAUCACACCGCCAAUGAGUUUGCCCGCAAACAAGUCACUGGAUUCAAGAAGGAAUAUCAGAAGGUGGGGCACUCCUUUAAGUGCCUCAGCCAGGCAUUUGAGCUGGACCAGCAGGCCUUCUCUGCUGGCCUCAACCAAGCUAUAGCCUUCACUGCAGAAGCCUACGACACCAUCGGGGACCUGUUUGCAGAUCAGCCCCGACAGGACCUAGAUCCUGUGAUGGAUUUGUUAGCGCUGUAUCAGGGGCAUUUGGCCAACUUCCCAGACAUCAUCCAUGUCCAGAAAGGAGCCCUCACCAAAGUAAAGGAGAGUAAGCGGCACGUGGAAGAGGGGAAGAUGGAGCUCCAAAAAGCAGAGGGCAUUCAGGAACGCUGUAACAUUAUUUCUUUUGCGACCCUAGCAGAAAUUAAUCAUUUCCACAAAAUCCGUGUGAGGGACUUUAAAUCACAGAUGCAGCAUUUCUUGCAACAGCAAAUACUCUUUUUUCAAAAAGUGACACAAAAGCUAGAAGAAGCUCUUCACAAGUAUGACAGUGUUUAAUCUCUGGACUUCAGUUUGUGGACUUUGCUCAGUAUGAGCAUGACUUAAGCAGCGGAACAAACUCUGUUGCUGUUAAAGAGCUAUUACCAGUGGUAGAUGUGGUACAAGAAUGUUUGUGUUCACUUGGAAUCGGGAUUUUAUCAGAGUAUGUAGGAAGGAAACAGUUAUAGGGCUAUGUAGUAGAAACAGUACCACGCAUUAUAACUAAGUUAUACUGUGUAUGCCUACACUACCAUUGUAACUUUUUUGAAAUAAUGAGUAUACUAUUUGCCUUAUUGCUUUUUGAAACAUGGUAUUUUAGUGCGUACUUUGUAGACCUCAAAACCCUUUGGGUCUUUAAGGAAGUUGGCUAGAUAAAAGCCUGCUUCAGCUGCCUUUUUACUUUCCUAGAUUUGGAUUUCCUAAAUUCAAACGAUUCUCUGUUUACAGACUCCUACUAGAGCAGCUAUGUGAUUCUGUGCCUUUAGACUCUAUUUUUCCUUUUCUAGUAAGUCACAUUUUUACGAUUGAAUGAAUGAAGGGUUGAUGCCUAUGACAAGAACUGAUUAUAAAACCUCAUAUUAACUGGAAAUAAAUGAGCUGCCAUCCAGUUUGCACAGCAAGUACUGUCUUAUGAUAAACGUUGGCUCAAAAGUAGAACUUAAAUCUAUUCAGACUUUCCCUGAAAGUGGAGACUACUUGUUACAUGUACUAGGAUGUUAAGCACAUAUACAAAGUACACCACUGACCCCCCUUUCAAAAAUGAAUAUUACGCUGAGGGGAUUUUAGUAUAAAGCAUUACUGUGAGUGGAAAUUUGAACUAGCCUAAUAACAGCGAUGCUUAUCAUGGGGAUAUAAAUGCAGGCUAUGUUGAUAGAACUUUCAUAAGUAGGAAAUUAUUUCCUCAUUGUUCAGUUGCUGAUUCAGUUUAACUUCAGACUUGCAUCUACAUUGCCUGUUGUCUAAGUUGGGACUCCACUGUGAUUCAUUAGUCUACUCUAAGGUUACAAGUUUUCAGGGAUGUUCAGUACUACAAAUGAUCUGAAAUAAGUCUUGGCUGAACUAACCUGGAAAACAGGUGGCAUGUUUAUGUUUAUAACACUUGUCUUAAUUUUUGUAUAAAUAUUUUUGACAAGCAGGGUGCAUUUAUAUAUAUGUAAACACUAUAUUUUAAAGAAUUUUCUGGCUUAUUUCCCUUGAUUUAAGUCUGAAGUCUGUUUUUAUAACCUAUUGGUUCCCUUCUUAUCAGUCAGUAUCAGAAGGGGUUUUUAUUUAUCCUAUCCUUUUCUUCCUAAACAAAAAUAACAGAAACUUCCAAGGAGGCAAAAUGUUUCUUCCCUUCCCUUCCCUUCC